AGAAAAAAAAUCCUUUCCUUCCUGGUUUAUUGGUGAACAAUGUUGUUGCAUCCUGAUGUAUUAUGGCUAUUUUCUGUACUGGUACAGUCCGUUGACUUGCUGGAGUGGUCAUCGGUCACCUUUAGUAAUGCCAACACUCCGUCAGCACGGAGGGACAUGGCGUUGGGAUACUUCCAAACUCAAAACAAACUGGUAGUUUUUGGAGGGAGAGGUGGUCCGAUAUUAGAUGAUACCUGGGAAUACGAUGUCGCUGGAGGGACAUGGUCAGAUGUGAGUAACACUACCAGACCCGGUGCCCGCUUCAGUAUGGUAUACGGGGUGGUGGGUAACUUCCUCUACAUCACUACGGGGGAGGGACCAGGCAAGAUCUUCUACAACGAUGUAUGGAAAUUCGACAUCACAACAUCGACAUGGACUCAAGUUUCAACCACGGGAACUCCACCAAGUGUGCGAUACGGAGCAGUAGGGGGCGUGUACCCCGGCUCCACCCUCCUCUACGUUAAUCUGGGAUUUGCCGGGGAGCGUUUCUUUGAUACUCUUGUCUUGGACACAUCAACAAAUCAUUGGUCCACGAGGUUCUGUGAAGGGUUCUGCCACCCCUACAAUCCUAACUACCCUCAUGCACGAUGCCUUCACAGUGGGGCUGUAAUCGAUGCCAACCGACUUGCCAUCUUUGGUGGAUGUUUGAGUGGGGGACAAACUGGUGGGCCCUGUCCUGCAGGAGAUUCUUGGAUUUUCAAAAGCUCUGAACAAGAAUGGACAGAACUACCGCCCUGUGCCAGUCCUAGGACAUACAGUAGUAUGGCUUUGCUGCCAGAAGUAAAUGGUCAGAAACGAGUUGUGUUGUACGGUGGGAUUGAAAAUGACAGACAAGUUAUUCAGACAUCUGAAGCCCCUGUAGACACAGUUGCGGUACUAGAUGCCGAUUCAAUGUCUUGGACCUAUCGUAAAACUACAACAACAAGCAGUUCAUUUCCUGCAAAGAGAGCAUCAGCAGCCAUGGUUUCUACAGCAACAGGAAUAUAUUUAUUUGGAGGAGUAAACACUGAAACGAAAGCGCUUAUGAAUGACAUCUGGUUCUUGGCUGGAAACUCCAGCUCUGCAGACCAGGCAGCCACUGGGGAGUGUGCCUCCAUUUUUACAAACUUCCCACUGGUACAUGGAAUUCUGAUGUUCCUGGGGUGGGGUGUAUGUCUGGUCUGGGGGACAUUCAUUGCCAGAUACUUCAGCUCCUCGGGGACCACAUGGUUUCUUCUCCACCGAAUUUUUCAGGUAUCUGGUUUGGUCCUCAGUGUUAUUGGUCUGGUCAUGGGGAUAGUAUCUGUCCAGUUUGAUCACUUCAAAUUUGCACAUGGUGCCAUAGGAAUUAUAAUUAUGCUGCUUGGUCUGAGUCAACCUUUCAAUGCUCUCAUUCGCCCACACAGACCAGCAGAAGGGGAGAAAACUCCUUUAAAGAGGAGGAUCUGGGAGUUAUUCCAUCACAACAUUGGACGUGUUGCAGUGGCUCUGGCACUGGUCAAUAUUUCCCUGGGGGUCUUCCUGGCCCUCUCCCACACAGCCAUCUGGGCUCUGUGGUUUGUUUACCUUAUCCUCAUCAUACUAGUGUUUUUGUUUUUUGAGCUCCUUAAGAUAGAAAUUAUUCAUGAAAAACUCUCUGGAAUUUUACCACUCAAGAAACAUGACUACCCUGUGUCAAGUGAACAUAAUAUGGAGAAAAUUAGUAAUGAACAAGACAUUGGAAAGAAAGACUAGACUACAUAAUGAAGCCUAUGUGAAAUCCACUUGUUAAAAAUCUGCAGUCUUCAUCGUUCAUGGCAACUUCUGUUUGCCAUUUUGUCAUUCCAACAUGACAGUUUUAAUUUUUUUGAUAUUUGUAUCCCAAGCUGUCUUGCUGUCAAAUUACAGAAACUCUUCAUGUGAUAAAGUUUUGCUAUAGCCCUCACUAGCAACAUUUUGUUGCAUAGAAAAAAAUUACUGUAUACCUAUUGAAGAAAGUGGUGCAGGCACCAUAUGAUUUAUAUGUUAGCUUUAUGAUUUAUAUGUUAUACACAUUGUAUUUCAUUCAAUAUCUUAUAGUUAUUGACAAUGUAAAGUAG
Messenger RNA from Saccostrea echinata, 2096 nucleotides. RefSeq lists its product as uncharacterized. The transcript is spliced from 12 exons. The record is from RefSeq and is a predicted model, not a curated record. Gene Ontology annotation, molecular function: protein binding. Lineage: Eukaryota; Metazoa; Mollusca; Bivalvia; Ostreida; Ostreidae. Bases 40 to 1752 code for a protein of 570 amino acids.